This is a messenger RNA of Eurytemora carolleeae, 1872 nucleotides long. It is a transcript of the gene gkt, whose product is annotated as probable tyrosyl-DNA phosphodiesterase. Gene Ontology annotation, molecular function: single-stranded DNA binding; 3'-tyrosyl-DNA phosphodiesterase activity; double-stranded DNA binding. The transcript has 17 exons. Gene Ontology annotation, biological process: single strand break repair; double-strand break repair. Gene Ontology annotation, cellular component: nucleus. The coding region runs from base 18 to 1739 and encodes 573 amino acids. Lineage: Eukaryota; Metazoa; Arthropoda; Copepoda; Calanoida; Temoridae. The record is from RefSeq and is a predicted model, not a curated record.
UGACACGUUUCAGAAAAAUGACAACUGAUGCAGCUAGUAGGACAGAAUGCCCGUUCAAGCAAAAAUGUUAUAGAAAGAACCCGCACCAUUUUAAGGAAUUCAAACAUCAACACUUACAUAACUUGUUGAAGCAGUAUCCAGAUCACAAAGUGGACAAGGAUACAGGGAUAGGGAUAGAAAAUAUUAAGGAACAACUUAAGGUUUAUGAAGACAUAGAAAAGUUCUUCUUAUGGGCGGAGCAUAAAAAGCAAACCAAGAAAAGAUCAAGGUCCAAAUCUCCGGAGGCACAGAGGAAAAAAGAAUUAAAAGUUGACCCUGCUAUAACAGCACAAACUGUCCUGUCUGAGACUAGGACUGAGUCAGCUCAAGUAAACUCUGAACAAACUGGAAAAUCUGAAUCCUCUAAGGAAGGAGGGCCUCUCUGUUUGAUUGAACAGAAGCUAGAGGCUGCCAAGCCGUUCAACUUCUUCUUGACAAAGAUAAAAGAUAAUCCUGCUACACACAAGGAUAUGAUCAGUGUUUACUUGACAGAUCUCAUGCAUCCUAGGCUAGGCAAACUGAAGUCUAGUCUUCAGAUAAACUUCAUGGUCGAGUUAGAUUGGUUGAUGAUGAAUUACGAAGCGACAAAAAAUGACAAAAAACCUUUGGUGAUACUGUAUGGCGAGGAGAACUCGGAUUUAAGUUCUAAUAGUUUACAGGCAAAUAUCAGGGCUGUCAGGGUUAAACCUAAAUAUCCCUUUGGAACCCACCACACUAAGAUGAUGGUGUUUGUGUAUGAAGAUGAGAGUGUGAGGGUUGUGGUGCACACAGCCAACCUUGUGGGUUCAGAUUGGGAGAAUAGAACACAGGGGGUCUGGGUUAGCCCUAGGUGUAUGAAGUUGAACAGCUCAGAGUCUAAAGGAGAAUCCCCGACCAACUUCAAGUCAUCUCUCAUCAAAUACCUUAAAUUCUAUGAAGUGUCUGCUGUCCAUCAGUUCAUCGAUGCUAUCUCUAACUGUGAUAUGUCUGCUAUCAAUGUUUUCUUUGUUGCGUCUGUUCCUAACUCGCACAGAGAUGGAGAUAUCUACAGGUGGGGACACCGAGCAGUAUCAAAGAUUCUUAAACAGCAUGUUUCAGAGGAGGCUCGACGUUGGCCAGUAAAGGUUCAGUGCUCAAGUAUCGGUAGUUUGGGAAAUUCUCCGGACCAGUGGUUUGAACAUGAGCUGGGGAGAAGUUUAUCUUGUUACAACGGAACCUCGGGAGCCUUUCCCUCUUCUGGGCAGAUGGAGUUAAUAUAUCCUUCACAUAAUGACGUGAUGUCCUCGUAUGACGGACCUCUAGGCGGAGGUUGUCUCCCCUAUAGACAGCAGACACACAGUAAACAACCCUGGUUAAUAGAUCAUAUGUAUAACUGGAGAGCAGCUGCUAGUGACAGGACUCGAGCUAUGCCACACAUAAAAACCUAUACCCGACUGGAUUCAGAUAACGAGAAGAUGGCAUAUUUUCUGCUCACAUCUGCGAACCUAUCUAAGGCUGCCUGGGGAAGUAUGAACAAAGCCGGGAACAGCUGUAUGAUAAUGAGCUACGAAGCUGGGGUUCUCUUUAUUCCAAAGUUUAUUACAGGUGAGAAUUUAUUCUCUGUAAGUGGGUUUGAAUCCAGAUUAUCCGGGAGCUCCAGGUUUCCUCUUCACUAUGAUCUGCCACUUCAAAAGUAUUCAGGAUCAGAGAAACCUUGGCUCUAUGACUUUCUUCUCUCAUGAAUCUUUCUAGAAGAUUCCGAAGAAGCAGAAAAAUUGAUAGUUCAAAAAAAUAUCAUUCAUUAAUAAUAAAAGUUUUCUUGGUGGUGCGUAUUGCACGAUAACUAUUUAUGAAUUUAUAUUUCCAGAAAAAAAA